Molecule: messenger RNA, 3951 nt
Organism: Symbiodinium sp. CCMP2592
Lineage: Eukaryota; Dinophyceae; Suessiales; Symbiodiniaceae
Source: the annotation of a GenBank genome assembly
AUGGCAUGUGUCAUCACUUCUUGGGAAGCUUCCAAAUUGAUUCGCAAGGAGGAAGCUAAGCUUCGGGCUGAGGCUAAGGUGUUGGGGGUCCAGAAGCCCCUCGUCUCUUCCGAUCGAGCGGCUAUGCGAGCUGCUUUGGAGGCGGUAAGGGGCUACUCUGUUCCAGAAUCUGAGGAGCCUGCGCCUGAGUACCUCGCACACAAGCUUGAGCAGAUUGAGAAUGGCGAGCCCACCGCUAGUUAUCUUGAUGAGGUUAUUUCACGUAAGGAGUCCAACUCUUUGCAGCUUCAGACUUCACUGGACAAUCAGGGCCGCCUUCGUGUUAUGCGCCAGAAGCCCAAGGGGAAGCUCCCACAGAACACUGAGGAACUCCGAGCGAAGAUUCGGCUCGAGGCAUCAACAUGGGUGAUGUUGGCCGCGAAGUGUCGCGGUCGGGCCUAUUUGCAGGGAUUGCAGUUGUCACAUUUUGAUCGUUUCUUGGAAUAUCUUCUGGGAGACAAGUGCUACAGCAUGCAAGUCGCAUCGGCGGCUCCCAUGAGUUCUUCUGCGCAUGCUGAUCGUCACACUUUGUCUGUGCCCUGGAAUAUCUUGCUUCAGUAUGAGUUCGAGCUUCGUAAAUGGGCCAUCAAGGAGGCACCUCGUUUGAGUGCCCCGCUGGGUGACAAGCUGCAUGAGGCUACCACCAACACCGAGCUCAAGGAGCUGCAUUUUACAUCUCAGGUGGCAUUGUCUCGACGCUCGGCCGGCGCCGACCCUCCGCCACCAAAGUGGCCCCGCAAGGGUGACGGCAAGAAGGGAGAAAAGGGCGGAAAAGACAAAGGUGGCAAGGACGGAAAGGGCAAGGCCGAUGGCAAGAUCAAAAUCGGCGAGUCAUGGCUCGAUCUGGUCUUGAAAACACCGGACGGACGUGAGUUGUGCUACGCUUACAACAUCAAGCGUGGGUGUCAGGUCAAGGGAUGUCAGCGAGUUCACGCGGAUGUUCGCGCCUGGCUGGAGGUCCUAUGCACGUCACAGAACAUCAUUUUGGAGAUGUCCGAAGUCGACAUCUGCCGUGACCCAAGUAUGGAUUUGCUGGACUCUGCAGUGGCUGAUCGGUGCUUGCUUCAAGUCCAAAAUUCGGAGUGGGGCGUGGUCUUGGUGACUCCGCCCUGCAAUACCUUUUCUCGGGCACGAUGCGUACAGCCGGGUCCUCGGCCACUGAGAUCACGUAUUUACCCUGCGGGUUUUCCUUGGCUUUCAGACUCACAUCGUGCUGCGGCGGAUAAUGGCAAUCAGUUCGUUUCCUUUUCUUUUCAGAUCUGCACGGCUGCCCUUUCGAAUUCUAUUCCUUUUCUGUUGGAGCACCCUGAAGAUCUGGGUAUGACAACCACCGGUCACACACCGGCAUCUAUUUGGCAACUUCCAGAAGCUGCUGCACUUUUUACGCACGAGCAGGUCGUGACUUUUGCGAUCUAUCAGUGUCACUACGGAGCCCACACGCCGAAACCCACCAGGUUUCUUUCUUCUAUCGCAGCCACCUUUGGCAUGCGAUUCAUGGGGCCUCCUCGUCUUGAUUCUGCGGACAAGUAUCUGGGGCCUCUGCCCAAGUACUGUGGCCACCGGCGUUCCAAUCGCCUUUUGGGUGCCGCCAACACUGCCGCUGCUGCCGCCUAUCCGCCUGAUUUAUGCAAGGCUAUCGCUUCCUGGACCUUCUCCGUCUUCGAUGGGGGAGGAGGUGCACCCUCGGAGGUUGCGACGUUACCGGAACAGGACGACAUUCCAUUCAGUGAACUGAAGUCUGGUUGCGAAGGGCCACCGAUGGUGGGGGAUUUCGCUGGGUCCUCGGAUGAGUUCGUCGAUGGGUUUGGUCGCUGCUCUCCUGGUCGGUGGAAGCCAUGCAACCGGGGCACGGCGAUGUCCGCUGAAGCCUUAGACUUUGCGCAGCGCUUGAAAGAGAGGGUCAGGAUGUUCGUCGUGGAGUGUGUUCCGGACUUGGCGAAGUCGACUUUUCGUCUGGCGACGGGACACUGGAACGGGCCGCUCUUUGACCAGGGUCGCUUGGAAGAACUGAGGGAGGACUGGUUCAACAUGCUGCCUGAUCCCAUCCGGGCUCGGGAGAUGAUUCCUCAUCAACCCUUCUACUUGAGGGCGAUUUCGCAGACUCUUCGGAUUCUUGGAGACCCAGACUAUCGCAUCAUCGAGGAGGGGAAGUUCUGCUUCGUGAACGGUGUCGAGGUGGGGCACACGGCGCCAUUGGGGCCAGUGCCUCAAGUGUUCCGGACCCGCAGAAAAGAUCAGAAGUACGAUGAGUCAACUUGGCAGCCGUUGAUGCAGAACUAUCGUGAUGGGGCUGAAGUCGAGAAGGCCUUGGAGGAGGCUUUCACCAAAGAGGAGGCAGAAGGACGCAUGUUCCCGCUUUCUUUGGCGGAGGCGAAAACACGCUUCCCUGGUCCUGCGCUUCGCAUUGCCGCUCAAGCCGUGAUUCCGAAACCUGACCAUGAAUUCCGUGUGGUCCAUGAUGGGACCCACGGGGUUCACGUCAACAAUGAGAUUGUUAUGCUGGACCGUCUUGAAUCGCCUGGGCCAAGGGAGAUUUCUUCGAUUCAGAAGCUGGGCAUGGUGGCAGAAGAGAAAGUCCUGUUCGGGCUUGUGGGAGACGUGAAGAAGGCGCACAGGCGAUAUUUGCACCACCCAGAGCAUUGGGGGGAGCUCGCUUGUAGAACGCGGAGCGAUUCAUCAGUCGUAUGGCUUAACCGCACAGGAACUUUCGGAAUUGCUUCGGCGGCCUAUUGGUUCGCCCGCUUGAUUGAUUUGGUGGGCCGCUUGUCUCUCAGAGUUAUGCUUCAGGCUUUUGUUUUCAUGCUUAUUUAUGCAGACGACCUACACCUGCUCAGCGGCGGUUCAGAUCGAUGGCUCAACCUCUGGAUGUCCCUUGCCCUUUUGUGCAUGCAGGGCACACCCUUCUCGGAGAAGAAGUGGCGCGGGGGACUACAACUUGAUUGGGUCGGUUACUGGAUUGAUUAUGGCCGCUUUAAGCUUGGGAUUUCGGAGAAGAGAUGCCAGUGGAUCAUCCGAUCGAUUGAGGGCAUGGAGGGAGACGGCUGGCUUGUGGACGUUCGCCGUUUUCACGAACUCCAUGGCCGGCUAGGCUUUAUGUCGCAAAUCUUGAUAUGGAUCAGACCCUUCCUCGCGCCGGGCUACGCAUGGCUAGCGGUGGUCAGCAAAGGUGCGGUAUUGGCACUGCCCAACUUGAUCCGCUGCACCCUGCGAUUCAUUCUUGAUCGGCUCCGCGCAGGUUCACGAACGUAUCCUGCGGGGCUGGCGGAUAAGGAUUAUGGGGAACUCUUCAGAACCGACGCUGCUUGCAACUCUGACUCUGUGGUUCUAGGUGGUUGGUUCCUUGUCAGGGGUGUUGUCUGUAAAUCCGCUCCUUGGUUUCAGAUUACGCUUCGUUGUGAAGAAGCCCCUUGGCUCUUCAAGGAAGGUCUUGGGAGCUCCUGGGCCAGUACCUCUGCUGAACUGCUAUCCUCGUUGGUAGCGCUUCAUCUGCUGGAGAGGGAUUUUCCCGAGGUGUUUUCAUGUCCUGGCUCUUUCAGGGCCUGCUUCGCUGGUGGAACAGACAACAAGUCGGCGGAUGCCAUUUCUGCCCGACUUCUCACGACAAAGGUUCCUGUGAUGUUUGUGCUGAUGGAAUACGCUCAUCGCUGCGACUUGGCCGGGGUCAGAUGUCUCUUGAACUGGAGGCCGCGUGAUGCGAAUCAGGAGGCAGAUAGGAUCACGAAGAAUGAUUUCUCAGAUUUCUGUCCGGACCUUCGGGUCGCUGUCAGCUGGAGUGAGUUGAACUUCUCAGUGCUUCCGUCUUUACUUCGAUUCGCGAACUUUCAGAGCACUCUGGAGGAUGCGCGUGCCUCUGCUUCUGGCGAAGGACAAUCUCCUUCUCGCAUUCGUUUCGAGAAGAGUCAGUGGGGCUGA